This is a messenger RNA of Equus quagga, 654 nucleotides long. RefSeq lists its product as uncharacterized. Lineage: Eukaryota; Metazoa; Chordata; Mammalia; Perissodactyla; Equidae. The record is from RefSeq and is a predicted model, not a curated record. The transcript is spliced from 2 exons. The coding region runs from base 22 to 654 and encodes 210 amino acids.
CCAAGGUCACUCAGCUCGGACAUGCUGCUUCUCGAAGCGAGAUCUGCCCGACCCCGACCUCCAGCCACCGUCGGGGUCAGACGUGGGCACAACGGGAGCCGGGAGGCCGCCGUCCCCACCUUCACAGGAUCCCUGCUGGUCACACGGGGAGCAGCCGAGAUGCGCUGCGGUGGAGGACGGACAGACGGACUGCGGUCCGUCCAGACCACGGAAUGUCACUCAGCGAGAAAGAGAAACGAGCCUAACGCCACGGGAAGACGCGGAGGAGCCUUCAACGCACGUGAGGAAGCGAAGGGAGCCGGUCGGAGGAGGUUAGACAUGCGCGAUUCCAACCACAAGGCCCUCUGGAAACGGAGACACCCGUGGGCCCAGGCGUUGAGGGGGACGAACACCGGGGCCGGCGAGGACGCGGAGAAGGCGAAGCCUGUGCCCGGCUGGUGGGAACGUGCGCUGGGGCGGGCGACGUGGAAAACAGGGUGGGAGAUUCCUCAAAACGUUAAAGAUGGGAAUACCAUACCGUCUGGCAGGCCCACUUCUGGGUAUUUAUCCAGAGAGACAGAAUUCGGACAGACGCGUGCGCCCCGUGUCCACUGCAGCGCUACUCACGACAGCAAGACGUGCAAACAGCCCAAGUGCCCAUCGAGGGGGAUUUGA